AUAUGCGAGCUACUGCAUGUGCGGGUAUUAUUAAGUAUUAAUAAUCUUAGCAUUUAUUUCGGGAAAAUGUUGUUUGUCCUUAAUUCUUGGACCAGAGGUAGGGCUAACAACAUAACGAAAAGCCUCAUAACACUCGUACGGUAUAGGCCUCAUCAACAUGUCUGCGGGAUACGGAUAUUGGGAUAUACAUACAAAAUAUAUACAAAAACAACGGGUGGACCAAGCCAUCUGAUGAGCUAAACAGACGCUGCCCAGGACUUCUGGUUCUCCACUGAACUGGACCACUAACGUUACAUAACGGCUGAGAUGAGAACAGGGCAACGAGAAGACACUGGACCAAGUGGGGUCUAAAACUUCAAACAGGCACCAGACAAGGCGCGGAGGCCGGGGACUCAACGGUGAGCCCCCCUACGCGGCUGAUCUGCCAAAGCCAGAGCUGAUGAUGGAUGCGGUCAACACUCGCUACGUCCUCAGGUGGAACUACAGCACCACAGCCAACUUCACAGCCCAGUGGGCUUUCUCUCACUCCCUCUCCUACAGAGGAGUCUGCUUCGGUGUGGAGGCGCACUGCGAUUACUCGGCCCACCUGGACUACAGCGGGUUGUUCGUCCUGAGGGUCAGGGCAGAGGCCGAGGGUCAGAUGUCGGACUGGGCCAUUAGGGAGUUCUGUCCGGACGUUGAUGCGGCCCUCGGGACCCCGUCCGAGUUGGUCGUGGAGGCGGGCGACUCCAUGGUCACCGUGAGCUUCAAGGAGCCGAUGGCGGAGAGCGGUGAGCCCAUGAGUUCGGUGCUCAGUCAGAACAGCCCGGAGGCGACCAUGGCCUUCAGACUCUGCUUCCGGGCGGAGGACGCUCCCAGUCAGUGGCAGGCGAAGACGCUAAACACCACACUCCACACGCUGUCUCUGCCCGCACACACGCGCUACUGCCUGAAGGUCCGGGCCUUCAGCGAACACUUCGGGAAAAGGAGCCGCUACACCCCCGAGCAGUGCACCACCACCCUGGGCUCCUCUAUGCUCUGGCGUGUACUGCUGCCCCUGUUGCUGCUCUUGGUGGUUCUGGGGGGACUGGGCUUCUUGUGGACCAGGAGGCGGUGGAGGCAGUUCCUGCCCUCUGCGCUGCCCAGCAGCAUGAUGAUGGACUCCAAGUCCCAUCAGCCCCUGCUGGUUCCCAGGGAGAACUCUUGCGCCGUCACCGCCGUGGUCGCCAUGCCUACAGCAGAGCAGGCUGUCUCGGACGGGCCCGCAUUGGCCCCCAGCCCGGGACCGGAGACCGGCGGCUGUCACUGCUGAGCGACGUUCGGUGUCUGCUCUACCUCCCACACCCUCAGCUAGGGGGUCAGAGGGGUCAGAGAGGGGUCAGAGAGGGUUUAGAGGUCAGAGAGGGGUCACAGAGGGGUCACAGGGGUCAAAGAGAGUCAGAGAGGGGUCAGAAUGGUCAAGGGAGUCAGAGAGGGGUUAAAGAGAGUCAGAGAGGGGUCACAGGGGUCAAGAGAGUUAGAGAGGGGUCAGAGCGGUCACAGAGAGUCAGAGAGGGGUCUCAGGGGUCAAGAGAGUCAGAGGGGUCAGAGCGGUCAGAGAGGGGUUAAAGAGAGUCAGAGAGGGGUAAGAGGUCAGAGAGGGGUCACAGGGGUCAAGAGAUUCAGAGCAGUCAAAGAGAGUCAGAGAGGGGUCACAGGGGUCAAGAGAGUCAGAGGGGUCACAGCGGUCACAGAGAGUCAGAGAGGGGUCACAGGGGUCAGAGAGGGGUUAAAGAGAGUCAGAGAGGGGUAAGAGGUCAGAGAGGGGUCACAGGGGUCAAGAGAGUCAGAGCGGUCAGAGCGGUCAAAGAGUCAGAGAGGGGUUUAAGAGGGUCAGAGAAGGGCUAGAGGUCAGAGAUAGGUCAAAGAGGUCAGAGAAGGGAGGGGUCAGGUAGGGGACGCUGCUGCCCCCCCGGACCCCCAGAGGUCCAGGCCACGGUGUGUUUCCGAAACUUUUAUUUAUACGUUUAUACGACUGUACUCACUGUCAUUAAUGCUGCACUGAGCAUCUACCAUAGCCACUGUUACACCACUCUAGACUUCACAGUAACCGUAGCGAUCCAGUGUUUUCUAAUGCCUGAGGGGUUAAGCCACCUGCUGCAGGAGGCCUCAAGGCGGACCCAGGACAAUGGGCUUUGAACCACCAGGUUCCACCAGCGGGGCCCAGGGUCUGACCGGACAUGGCUGAGUUCCUGAGGAUAACAACAACCUUCCACCAGAAGCAUGCUUUUAUACCACUAUCAAACUCCAUCAACCCCACUAUUUUUACAAUAAACUAUAUGUUUUUGUAUAAACUUGA
This is a messenger RNA of Gadus morhua (Atlantic cod), 2317 nucleotides long. RefSeq names its product interferon alpha/beta receptor 1a. Gene Ontology annotation, molecular function: cytokine receptor activity; protein binding. The record is from RefSeq and is a predicted model, not a curated record. The transcript is spliced from 7 exons. The coding region runs from base 440 to 1291 and encodes 283 amino acids. Gene Ontology annotation, cellular component: plasma membrane. Gene Ontology annotation, biological process: cytokine-mediated signaling pathway. NCBI's taxonomy places the organism in Eukaryota, Metazoa, Chordata, Actinopteri, Gadiformes, Gadidae.